This is a messenger RNA of Spodoptera frugiperda (fall armyworm), 1692 nucleotides long. RefSeq names its product ATP synthase subunit gamma, mitochondrial (gene ATPsyngamma). The record is from RefSeq and is a predicted model, not a curated record. Gene Ontology annotation, biological process: proton motive force-driven ATP synthesis. Gene Ontology annotation, molecular function: proton-transporting ATP synthase activity, rotational mechanism. The coding region runs from base 169 to 1056 and encodes 295 amino acids. NCBI's taxonomy places the organism in Eukaryota, Metazoa, Arthropoda, Insecta, Lepidoptera, Noctuidae. The transcript is spliced from 7 exons.
CCAAUUUUUAACAAAUAUUUUUUUAUCAUAUCUCACGUUUCGUUUUGUUAUUUCUUUGGCUUCAUAUUUUUUUUCGCUGUCAUCCCAAGUUAAACGUUUCGGCCAGCGACAUUUUUCGUCGGCUGGUGGUGAUUUUGGCCAAAAAAACGCCCUGAAAAAGCCGUAAAAAUGUUGGGUCGUGCAGCACCAGGGGUCUGCCAAGUGGUGGCUUUGGCCAACCAGCAGCAGAACAGGAACAUGGCUACCCUAAAAGCCAUUUCCAUCCGUCUGAAGUCUGUAAAGAACAUUCAGAAAAUCACCCAAUCCAUGAAGAUGGUGUCAGCUGCUAAGUACACUCGUGCUGAGCGUGACCUCAAGGCCGCUCGCCCCUACGGCGAGGGUGCCGUCCAGUUCUACGAAAGGGCUGAGGUCGCUCCACCGGAGGAUGACCCUAAGCAGCUGUACAUCGCCAUGACCUCCGACAGAGGUCUGUGCGGCGCCGUCCACACCGGUGUAUCGAAGGUGAUCCGCACGCGGCUGAGCGAGCCCGGCGCGGAGAACAUCAAGGUCAUCUGCGUGGGAGACAAGUCGCGCGGCAUCCUGCAGCGACUCUACGGCAAGCACAUCAUCAGUGUUUGUAACGAGAUCGGCCGCCUGCCCCCGACCUUCAACGACGCGUGCAAGAUCGCGAGCGCCAUCCUGGAGUCUGGCUACGAGUUCGCGUCCGGCAAGAUCAUCUACAACAAGUUCCGCUCUGUAGUGUCCUACCAGCAGUCCGACCUGCCACUCUUCAGCCAGAAGGCUGUUGAGAACGCCCCCAAGCUCGCGACCUACGACUCGUUGGACGCUGACGUGAUCCAAUCCUACAUGGAGUUCUCGCUCGCCUCGAUGCUGUUCUACGCCCUGAAGGAGGGAGCCUGCUCCGAGCAGUCCUCCCGCAUGACUGCCAUGGACAACGCGUCCAAGAACGCCGGAGAGAUGAUUGACAAACUGACGCUGACGUUCAACAGGACCCGCCAAGCCGUCAUCACCAGAGAACUCAUUGAGAUCAUCUCCGGUGCCGCUGCCCUCGACUAAACAUUCUAACACUCGUUUUGCUGAGAUAUUUCUAGUACUGCCUCCUAGUUACUGUAGAAUUUACUUCUUAAUAAAACGCGGGCGUUGUUGGGACGUUAGACACGUAUCUUUUAUUUGAUUGUUGUAAGGAAAAACUUAGAUAAAACGUGUUUAAGUUUAGGAAUCGCGAUAUUUCAAAUCGAAAAUAUUUGUUUGUAAGAAAAGAAAAAAUACGUGUCUAAUGUUUUUAAGUAAUCUUUCAGACGGGCUUUAGAAAUGGAAAGAAUUGAGAUCAAAAUAUAUUACAAGUGAAUUCUACAUAGCAAUAGUGUAUAUCAAGUUUCGGCGCAUUUAUCUAUCGUGAAUUUUCAAAUCAAAUUGUUUGAUCUCAACAAAACGAUGUGCAAAUGAAUCUGAUCAAUAUUUAUUAACCGUUUCAUGCAAAAUAGUUGUACAUACGAUGCCGACAUUCCCGAACGAGCGUCCUGUAUUGACGCGGAAACUCACGCAAAUAUAUCGCUUCACUGGCUUCAACACCUUCCACUGAUGUACAGGAUACUCAUCGAUUUACUUUUUUUUUUUAAUUCCGUGCUGUUCACGAAAUAUUGUUAUGUAAGGAUACAGUGGUGGCUAGCAAUUAAAUACCAUUUUAGAAGA